GGGCGGGCGGGCGGGGAGACGAGGCCGGACACGAGGGUCUGGGUGAGGAAGGGGCCCGCAAGCAUGGGCUUCCUGCUGCCCUUCGACAACCUGGUGUGCAUCCUACUGGGCAUCUCGUUCACCGUCUGGAUCACGCUGCUGCUCGUCUUCAUCAUCGUGCCUGCCAUCUUCGGCGUGUCCUUCGGCAUCCGCAAGCUCUACAUGAAAACCCUGCUCAAAGUGUUUGAGUGGGCAACACUACGAAUAGAAAGGGGAGCCCGGGAGAGGAAGCACCUGAUCUACAAGAGUAACGCUAAUGGCAUUAUAGAGAAGGAGCCCACAUCUCUGGAGGAGGAAAUAAAGGAGAUGAGAAGGAGCGGGAGCAACAGAGCCCUGGACAGUCGGGAGUUUGAAAUGUCUGAUAUCUUCUACUUCUGCAGGAAGGGUGUCGAGACCAUUGUGGAUGACGAAGUAACAAAGCGAUUUUCCGCAGAGGAAUUAGAGUCUUGGAAUUUGAUGACAAGAACAAACAAUAACUUUCAAUACAUCAGUCUUCGUCUGACUAUUCUCUGGGGACUGGGUGUUUUUGUACGAUACUGCUUUCUACUUCCACUGAGGGUUACCUUGGCUUUCACUGGCAUUAGCUUGUUGGUGAUUGGAACAACCAUUGUGGGAUAUUUACCAAAUGGAUGGUUGAAGGACUUUCUGAGCAAGCAUGUACAUUUGAUGUGCUACAGGAUCUGUGUGAGAGCACUGACUGCCAUUAUACACUAUCAUGACAGUGAAAACAGGCCCAAAAAUGGAGGUAUAUGUGUUGCAAACCACACUUCUCCAAUUGAUGUCAUCAUUCUGGCCAGUGAUGGCUUCUAUGCUAUGGUUGGUCAGAUUCACGGUGGUCUGAUGGGAGUCAUUCAGCGAGCCAUGGUCAAGGCUUGUCCUCACAUCUGGUUUGAGAGAUCAGAAGUCAGAGAUCGCAUUCUAGUUGCAAGAAGGCUGAGUGAACAUGUAAGAGACCAGGUUAAACUUCCAAUUUUAAUAUUUCCUGAAGGAACUUGCAUCAACAAUACCUCUGUUAUGAUGUUCAAGAAGGGCAGCUUUGAAAUUGGAGCCACUGUCCACCCUGUUGCCAUCAAGUAUGAUCCUCUGUUUGGAGAAGCCUUCUGGAACAGCAGCAAGUAUGGAAUGGUGAACUACCUGCUGAGGAUGAUGACCAGCUGGGCGAUUGUCUGCAGUGUAUGGUACCUGCCGCCAAUGACACGCAAGGAAGGUGAAGCUGCAGUACAGUUUGCUAAUCGUGUGAAAGCUGCGAUUGCCAGACAAGGUGGUCUUGUAGAUUUACUGUGGGACGGCGGCCUGAAAAGGGAAAAGGUAAAGGACACGUACAAGGAGGAGCAGCAGAAACUGUACAGCAGGAUGAUCGUGGGGAGCCACAAAGACCGCAGCCGAUCGUGAAGCCACCGCUGGGUGACUCAUUCCACUGCCAGGCCAGAUGUCGAGUGGCACGUCCUUGGCUGGGCUUCCGGCCCACACUAAACUAACGGGCAAGAGGCUCCCCAAGUACUUUGCUUUCCGUCUUAUCGAGGAAUUUAAAUCUUAUCAUCAUGCAGUGGAAAGAAACCCGCUGAGACCGGACUGUCUGUCUGUAUCAGGAAGCGGACUUGGAAAAUGUCUAUUAACAAUGUGUCUAUGAUUGGGGUUGGGGUAGAGUAAUAAACAUGACGUAGAUCGACCAAGGAUGGAAGGGAUUGUGCGGCUGGCGCAGGUUUGGCCAAGCCCAUUUUCUGACCAGUUGGGACAGGUAGCCAUAGCUUUGUAUUUUAGCGCACAGGGUCUCGGAGGCAUUUCAGUUGAGGAGGGCAGGUGAAGGGACACAAAUACUAAACCUUUGGAUGGUUGGUAGAAGAGGUGUGUUGAUGGAGACUCUAUGCACAUGUACUCAUUGUAGUUUGACACCUGUUUUAACAUAUGUACUUGCAUGCCAUUACUUAUUUUUACCCUUUUUAAAAAAAAAUGAUGCGGACCUGCCUUUUUCAUUAUAACCAGAAAGAGUAGUGUUGCCUCUCCCCCCACAGUUGCCUUGACUGCAAACAGGUGUGAUGGAAACUGGUUUUUGUGUUGAGCUUGCUUUGUUCCUUCAGAAGACAAAGGAAAUUCUGCCGUAUAACAAAGAGAGUCCCCUGUAAACACGCUUCAGUCCUGUCCCUGAUGCUUUCCCCUCGGCAGCUGAUCCUGUCAUUCUAUUUCACAGUGUGAGGACCCAAGUGUCUGGGUGGGUUUUUGAAAUAUCACCUCGUGCAAAAGAUUUUCAAUUCAAGGCCGGCAGUGAUUUGUGUCCGUCUCCCACUCAAACUUUGGAAGCAGUCUUGGAAUCUUUGACAUGAACCAGUCUUCCGUGUUAUUACUAGCAAGGCCAGUGCUUUCACUGCGUCAUCAAGUGCUUCAAGUCAGUCUGUGAAUCAAACUGGACAAAUGUCAGCGUAAGUCAUGGUGGGAUCUUGGGAGGAGUUAGCGUUCAGCCAUUCAAAUUUAGAUAAGAAGGCUUGGGCAUUUCUGUCUGAUUUCAUGGACCUAUGCUGCGUUGAGCUGUUAGAUUUGACCAUAGUUUUUCUCACAAAAUACCAUGUGGAUAGCUUAGUGCACAGUGGUGGAUGUGUUCAUUGGUGUUCUGUGCUGAGCACUCUUCCCACAAAUCUUGUGGCUUGUGCUUCUGUGUUGGGUGUGGUGUAGAGAUGACCUGCCCUCACUAUAUGGAGGACAUCUACCAAUUAUGCUGCAGUCAGGAUGGGCAAAACUGGACUCAACUGAACCUUAUAUCCUCUUGUGGCAGAAGCUAGAAUAGGCAAUCAUCAUUUAAAAAUAAGGGGUUGCCCAUUUAAGAAAAAGAUGAGGUGAUUUGUUUUCCUCUCUCAAAGGUUCUUGAGGCUUUGGAACUUUCAUCCUCAAAAGGUGAUGGAACAUGUAUUUGAAUGUUUCUAAGGCCAAGGUAGAGAGCAAGAGGAUCAAAGCUGACAGUUCCACGGCAGGAAGAGGCUAUAAUCCGAACAGCCAUGAUCUUAUGGAAUGCUGGACCGGGCUUGAUGGGCUGAAUGGCCUACUGCUCCCAAUUCAUAUGUUCUUAAGUCGGAUACAUGUUCAAAUGCAGGUCUAUCAGUGGCAUUACUAGCAGGGACCUGGUGGAGAAUAUUCAAACACACUGUGCUUGCUUCACAUGUGGUGAUCUUCAAGUCAUGUUAAGUGUGGCCGUAACGAUGGGUGAGGGGUGUGGAGAAGAACGUUCUCACCCUGGGUUUGGUUGUGUCCCAGGACACCUGAGUGUUGAAUGGACACAAGGAUUCCAGGACAAUGUACGCUGUUACUGUGCCACAUGGCACAUGCUCAAGGGUCAAGGUGGAGGAGGUUAGGAUGAGCGCUGAAAGAUGAGCAGAUAUUACUGAUAGAUCCUUGGGAUAGUGAUUAUCGAGGACAAUGUGCUCAGAUAGCCCCGUUUUGUCUUGGACUGGUUCCAGCUGAUCACCAACUAGGUGGAGGCAAGAUUGCUAAUUGCUUUGCUUUUCUAUCAUCAUUUUAACACCCAUUUGAAUCUGAAUUUCUGCAACAAUCCAGUUUAUAGUUGAGUUGGGACUUGUUGAAUGGAGUUUCACUGACGGAUAAAAUGGGAUUAGUGUUAAUGAGCUUCAUUUCCAACCCACAAUUGUAAACACCAGGCCACUGAAGAUGGACAAAAGAACGAGAAGAAGGGGAAAGGAGAAAAUUAUUGAUGAAAAGAAAAAUCCAGAAUUUGACAAAAUACAAAUGAUGUGAGUUGGGGAAAUUCAUGUGAUGUGGAAUUUUAAGUUCAGUUCAGACCAGACAGGAAAGUGAGAACCCAAAAUAAUGUGUUUGGAUGCUUUGUUUCUUACUGUACCUAUUCAUCAUGGAAGUAAAUAGAUGAUAUUUCAACCCCCAUAAUUAUUUAAUGUUAACUUAAAGCCAUGAAUCAUGUUUGACAUAAACAUCAUAGGCCACAGGGCCCGUUCCUGUUUUAUGUGGGGUGACACAGUUGGCCUUUCAGUGCUUUGCUCAAUUGUCAGUUUCUGAUCACAUCCAGGAGAGUGAUCCCAGCAGGAUUUUUGAAUGAAUUCAUGCACAGUGCUGCGCUCAAUUCUACAAGCCCAUUUGAACCGAGUGAAAGAAUUUCAUGAAGGGAGCUAGUUCAGGGCACUACCAUUCUAGUGCAAUAUCUCCUCAUUUCCCACUGCGUACUGCAAGAAAUAUGGGAACAUAAAUGAGAAUGAACUAUUUCACCAAGGCAACAGUGGAGCUGCAGCCUAGUCGUUCAGCUCGUGUCCUGAGGUGGCUGUGUGGGGACAAGGAAGGCCAGCUGAGUGAUGUAACUGUAAAUACAAGUUUAUCAUUGAACAUUGUAAUAAAGGGAAUGGGUGAUUCUUAAAUGUCUUUGGAGUUACGUUGACGGGAUGAGGAGGCAAGAGGAGUAAUCUUUUGCUGGUGUACAAACUUGAACAGAUUGUAAUGUAGGAUGAAAAAUAUGUUGCAAUUUGAACUGCAUCUUUUUGUUUAAGAUAUAUCUUGUGCAUAUGUGAAUUCUUUACCUGUUUCUAUCCAAACCAUAGGUUCGAACAGAUAAAGGAAGAUGAUGGAGGAACACACAGUGGUGUGACUUCUCUUUAUUUCAUGUAACGGUUCUCUGUUCCUAUCAAGUUCGGAGUUUAGAAGAUUGCACCACCAAGCUAGCUAUCCUUCCAGGAGUUUAAUACAAUCAACAGAUAUUGUUUGUGUAUUCAAAUGACAAGAAAGCUGUAUAUGUUCAUCCAGCUCUUGUACACCCCCACGGCCCUUGAUACGGAGGCAUCCAUUAGACACGCAUCACAAAGACCUCAUACACCCUGACACACUAUGUGAGCAGUAUUUGGCACCCUGUUAUCUAGCACCUCUUUCACUUCUCCUUGGGCGGUUUUAAUCUUCGGGUUCCAACUUAAAGUUUCCUCUAAACAGCCCAUUUGAUAGAAAAGUUAAAAGACUGCAGCUCCUGAAUAUCCACCAGAAGAAACACAAUUCUCAGCAAAUCAGGCAGCAUCUGUGGGGAGAAAUAUUGUUAACAUUUCAAGUCAACGGUCUUUCAUCACAACAGUAAGCAGAUUUAACAGAAUAAAAGGAUGUACGUUUAGAAAGGAGAUGAGGAUGAAUUUCUUUAGUCAGAGGGUGGUGAAUCUGUGGAAUUCAUUGACACAGACAGCUGUGUUGGCCAAGUCAAUGGAUAUUUUUAUGGUGGAGAUUGUCAGAUUAGUACGGGUGUGAGGGGUUACGAGGAGAAGGCAGGGGAAUGGGGUUGAGAGGGGAAGAUAGAUCAGCCAUGAUUGAAUGGCGGAGUAGACUUAAUGGUCUAAAUAUGCUCGUAGAACUUAAUAACUUCACACCUUAAAUGUUAACUGUUUUCUCCCUUCACAGAUGCUCCUGGACUGCUGAAUAUCACCCCAAGUCUAACUAAUAUUAAUUAUGCCAUCCACUUCUUCAAUAGUUCAGUGGUACUUUAUUGUUACUGGUACUGAGGUACAUUGAAAUUCAUUGUUGUAUACAGUUCAGUACAAGUAUCACUAUACAUAUUUGGUUCUGACCGUAGCAAACACCAAUGCCUGGUUUGUGACUUCAAUUCAUCAACUCAUCAGCCCGCACUGUUCCUUAAGUGAUCUACCUAUGCUCUUUGCUGCUCUGGCCCUAUAAAAAUCUUAGUUUUGAAAUAACAUACCUUUCUUAUUUUUCUUGCCAAAAUAUAUAUUCCCAGCUCUAAGCUCUAAUUGUCCUCCAAACCAUUAACAACCUCUCACUUAGGUUUCAGUGCAAAAUUAGGAAACGUUUGAUUUCAAGCCUAAAUGGUUAGUAUACUGUAAAUUGUGAAGCCUAGUUCUCACUAGCAUGUCAGAAAUGGAGGCAGGAAUACACAGUUUAAUAUAGGGGCUGACUUUCACCUCAACUCCACUUUCCUGUACUGACCUCGUAUCAUUUAUUCCCUUAAUAUCCAAAAACCACCUUGCCUCACUCUUCAGCUGCUGCCCUGCCACCAGGAUUAGUCAGCUAAUGUACAGUGUAUCACAGCUGAAAAUCUGAAGCAUGAACAGAAACUGUUCAACGUCUGUGGAGAGAAACCCAGUGAAUGUUUGUGCCAAAUGAUUCAACUUGUCAUUGGCCUGUGACUCUGUUUUUAUUUCCACGGUUGUUGCAGGAGUAGAAUAAUAUUGUUAGCAUUUACAGUUUUUGAUUUGCCUCUUCAACUUGGAACACAGAACAGCACAGCACACGGACAGGCCCUUCGGCCCACAAUGUCCAUGCCGACCAUGAAAUUAAUCUCUGUCUGCACAUGAUCCAUCUCCCUCCAAAGAUAGACACAAAAUGCUGGAGUAACUCAGCGGGACAGGCAGCAUCUCUGUUGAGAAGGAAUCGGUAAUGUUUCAGAUCAAAACCCUUCAUCAGACUCAUUUAUCCCUCCAUUCCCUACAUAUCAAUGUGCAUAUCUAAUCGCCCCUUAAACACCACUACUGUAUCUGCCACCACCCCCUGGCAGCGUGUUCCAGGCACCCACCACCGCCUGUGUAAACAAGACUUGCCCCACACAUCUCCUUUAAACUUUGCCCCUCUCACGUUAAAGGCAUACCCUCUAGCCUUUGACAUUGCCAUGCUGGGUAAAAGGUUCAUACUGUCUACCCUAUCUAUGCCUUCUCACCUUAAAGCCAUGCCCUCUGCUUAGAACCAAAGCACAAUGAAGAUCUGUAGAAACACAAAAAGGGGAAAUGGAUUGCUGAAUAAAUGCAACUAUUAAAACACAGGAUGCUGACCUGUACAACACAUGGAGCUGCUGGCUCACACCUCCAGGUUCCAUCCUGACCUUGGAUGCUGUCUGUGUGGAGUCUGCAUGUUCUCCCUGUAUAGUCUAUGGGUUUCUCCCAGAUGGUCCAGUUUCUUCCCACAUCCAAAGAUCAUAAAGAUGUGAGGUUUGUAGGUUAAUUGGCCAGGUGUGCAGAUGUGUGGUAGAACCCGGGGCGUGUUGAUGCAAACAUGAGAAGAAUAAAAUGGACUUGGUGUAAAUGUGUGUGUUGAUGGUCUGCACAGACUCUGGACUGAAAGGCUUGUUUCCAUACUGUAUGAGAACUGUUGUAACAUCUAAUCAGGCCUAUCAUAUCUCUGUAGAUAGGAAAUUGAAUGACUGUUAUAUGUACCAGAAAGUUGAAUGCAAAUUUGACGUAUGUAUCCUUGUGGACAUUCCAUUGUACGCUGCUAUCGGGCAUGGAUUAUGAAGCAGAAGUGUUCCAUGCUGUCUCCAGGGCAUGGCUAGGU
Leucoraja erinaceus (little skate) is the source of this 7305-nucleotide messenger RNA. RefSeq names its product glycerol-3-phosphate acyltransferase 4 (gene gpat4). The transcript has 12 exons. The record is from RefSeq and is a predicted model, not a curated record. The coding region runs from base 64 to 1431 and encodes 455 amino acids. Gene Ontology annotation, cellular component: endoplasmic reticulum. Gene Ontology annotation, biological process: triglyceride biosynthetic process. Gene Ontology annotation, molecular function: glycerol-3-phosphate O-acyltransferase activity. NCBI's taxonomy places the organism in Eukaryota, Metazoa, Chordata, Chondrichthyes, Rajiformes, Rajidae.